AUGUUUACCUACCUUCUAGCCCUCGUUCCGGUUCUCCUUUUCUUCUCCAACCCGAUUUCCCAGCUCUUCUCCUCCCCGCCGCCGCAGAUCCACCGGCUCCCGCGGCCGCAACUCAACGAAGACCUCUUGGCGCUCGAAUCACCAGGGAACCAGACCGCUUGCCCCCCGAAUCCGUAUACGGUCCAUGUCUUCUCCCGCGCGCCAUUGGUGCUCUAUAUCGAGAACUUCCUAUCACUAGAUGAACGCGCUCACCUACUAGAGAUAAGCGAACCGCUUUACGCCCCGUCGACGAUCACACACGACGCCGGGGGGACGACCCACCGGGACCCGGCGGUGCGCGACUCCGAGGUCGCGGUGGUGCCGCGGACCGGGGCGGUGCGCUGCGUCGAGGAGCGGGCGCGCGCCCUGCAGGGGUGGCGCGACCAAGUGUGGCUCGAGCGGCUGCGGGUGCAGCGGUACCGCGCGGGCGGGCACUACGCCCACCACUUCGACUGGAGCACCGGCAGGGGCGGGUGGGGCCGCUGUCCCGAGUCCGGGGCUGAAUUUGGCGCGUCUGAGGGAGAGAAGGAAAAGGGAGUUGUGUUCAAGCCUCUGCCGGGAAAUGCCGUGUUCUGGGAAAACUUCAUGGCGGACGGGACGGGAAGGGGUUACGAAGAGACUUGGCACGCCGGUCUGCCCGUCAAGAAGGGGAUCAAAGUUGGGUUGAACAUCUGGAGUUGGGGCAGGAUCGAGUAG
Messenger RNA from Thermothelomyces thermophilus ATCC 42464, 735 nucleotides. RefSeq lists its product as uncharacterized. Bases 1 to 735 code for a protein of 244 amino acids. The transcript has 3 exons. Gene Ontology annotation, cellular component: endoplasmic reticulum. The record is from RefSeq and is a predicted model, not a curated record. Lineage: Eukaryota; Fungi; Ascomycota; Sordariomycetes; Sordariales; Chaetomiaceae. Gene Ontology annotation, biological process: peptidyl-proline hydroxylation to 4-hydroxy-L-proline. Gene Ontology annotation, molecular function: iron ion binding; L-ascorbic acid binding; procollagen-proline 4-dioxygenase activity.